GGUCUUUCUGUCGAAAAAGAUUGUGGACCUACUGGACACUCCUGUCAUUAUCAAGGAAUGUAAGAGACUGAUUAUAAAAAGUGAAACACAAGGCAAAGCUUGGAACCAAGUAAAAACGUUAAGUGCUGGAUGUUUAGCAAAAGCACUUUCCCAGAAACACUGUUCUGAUGAGAAUGAAAUGAAUGAUGCAGUUUAUGUCUUUUUGCCUUUCAUAUUGUGCCCCAAGAGUAAUAUAGAUGUGAAAAUUGCAAAGACAAUUUUGAAGUCAGAAUAUGGUAGGGGUGUUCCACUUUUGAAUGCCAUUGCCUGUUAUAUGAGUGUUGUGAUUAGUGAUGAAAAUAUUGAAAGAAAAGAAUACUGUAGCAGAAUAUGGCAAAUACUACCAAAAGUUGUACAUAAUAUGUCUGCUAGUGACAGUUGCGUAUGGGAGCUAAUUAGGAAGCAGUUAAAACAAGAGAAUAAUCUUAUGCAUCAGUUCAUAUCUUUGGUACUACUCUAUUUUGGAUUAACAGAUAAAAAGAUGGACAAAGGUUUACUUCUGAAGUUAGCCCAUUUGGCCAUGGAUUUUUCUUUGAUGAGCAUGGAAAACUUCAAGAAUGUGUCAUGCAGUAGUUUGUCAAUGGAGAAAAAGGUGACCUACAAUGACUUCAAGAACUAUCGUGACAAUGUAUCCUCAGGAACUAUCCCCGCUAACUUUCUGGCAAUAUGCAUACUACGGGCAGUUAAAACCUUUUCAUUGCCAAAUAAAUUGUUGAAGACUAAUUAUUGGAUGCCAGAUAUGGAGGGUCAAGAUCUAAGUGAAGGACAUCUGCUACUGCUGCUGAAAGCAACCAAAGGAGCAUUUGAAAUUGAACAGUUUGGGUCAGCAGGAAUUAAAAUAAGGAACAGAAUUAUGGCUUGUGUUCUCAAGGAUUGCUUGAAGAACAUUGAAAUGCAGUACAACUUCUUAGCCAUGAUAUGGGGAUGGCAGUCGUUUCUCCCUCAGUCAGACAUUGUUGAUAAACCUCUUAUGGCUUGGUGCUUGAAUCUUGGAUCAUCUCUCUUAGAUAUCAGGAAGGAAAUUUAGCUUGGAUGCUGAAUUCAGCUUUCCCAUUAGUACCAUCCCUGGUGUUAGGGAUUACAAACUCCAGUGUUGGGGUGAGAAAAGGAGCUUUAAUGGUCAUGGGAAAGAUUGCUGCUA
Macrobrachium nipponense is the source of this 1180-nucleotide messenger RNA. RefSeq lists its product as uncharacterized. The transcript is spliced from 5 exons. The record is from RefSeq and is a predicted model, not a curated record. Bases 179 to 1066 code for a protein of 295 amino acids. NCBI's taxonomy places the organism in Eukaryota, Metazoa, Arthropoda, Malacostraca, Decapoda, Palaemonidae.